Messenger RNA from Tetrahymena thermophila SB210, 1020 nucleotides. Its product is annotated as Tub family protein. The record is from RefSeq and is a predicted model, not a curated record. The transcript has a single exon. NCBI's taxonomy places the organism in Eukaryota, Ciliophora, Oligohymenophorea, Hymenostomatida, Tetrahymenidae.
AUGAUAGACAUAUAUGAUUUUACAGAAAAAGGAAUAGAAGUUACUCAGACUCUUUACAGAAUAUUAUAGCCUGCUCCACCUUAAAUUAUGGACUAGCAGUCUAGCGAAGAAAAGUAGAAAAAAAAAUAAAAUAAAUAUUCGUACGAUAGUUCAGAUAGCGAAUAAGAUAAUAGUAUAGAUGAUGAUGACGAUGAUGAUGAAAAAAAUUCAGAUUCAAUAUAGUUUUUAUAUAAUAGCUUCGUUAAAUUAGUAUAAAAAAAGAAUAUUGAGUUUAAAAUGACUUCAGAUGUUAAUAAAAAUUAAAUGCUUUAUGCAAAAUUAGAUGUUAAAAACAAUUAAUGGCUUAUUUAUAUGUUAGAUCCUAAAAACGAAGAAUUUAAUGAAUAAGAUCCCUAGUUUUAUCUUUAAAUUAGAUAGAAUAAGAAAGAAUGGGUUUUAUGGAGCAAUAGUUGCGAAUUAUGUUAUUAGAAAAAGCAAUGUUAGCCAUACACUAAUCGUAGAUAGUGGUUGAUGUUUAUAAUGCAUGAUAUUUAAAAGGAAGCUGAAAAUGCAGUCCAUGUAUUGUAAAUUCUUAUUCCAAGGUCAGACGAUGAUCUAAGACAAGAAGUAAUAUGUCCAAAAACAAUGGACAAAAAGCACUGCAAAUAUAAUUAUAGCGAUAAGGAAUUCUCUUACUUUGAAUUCUAAUCUAAAGACACCACUCUACCAGAUGAAUGUUAUUACAUAAGAACUAAAUUUCCUAGUUGGAGCCAAAACCUUAAAUCUUGGGUUAUAGACUCAUAUGGUAGAAUAAAAUCUCCUUCAAAAAGAAACUUUCAGCUUUUGUUUGAUUAAGUUAACUUUUAAUCUGAAACGAAUUUAAAUUAGCAGCAAUACGAAGAUAAAGAUUAUUUCCCUAUUUUCCAAAUGGGAAAAACAUCAUCUUGCAACUACAUUGUUGAUUAUAGACAUCCUUUUAGCUUUAUUUAAGCCUUUGCAAUAGCUCUUUGCACAUCCUCAUGGAAAUCUAAGCUUUAAUGA